Molecule: messenger RNA, 1070 nt
Organism: Bursaphelenchus xylophilus (pine wood nematode)
Lineage: Eukaryota; Metazoa; Nematoda; Chromadorea; Rhabditida; Aphelenchoididae
Source: the annotation of a GenBank genome assembly
AUGGCUAACAUGGAGUUGGGGCUUCAAAACAACGAGUUUACUAAUAUAUGGAAUGCAUUGAAGGAACAUGAUCUAAGUGCGGAAAAGGUAACAAAAUUUAUUUUCAUAAAGAUGCCGUUUAGGAAGAAGCAAGCGAAUCCUUAAAGUUAGCAAAGACAGGCCGGAAGCUUCAACGUUUAUUGUGUACACCACAGAGGAUUCAGAAACGGUUUAGAGGACGGGAGUUUUCUGCCCAGAAGCAUUUUAUCGUGGCCGUUAGUAAAAGUAGGUACCUAAAACUUAUAUUUUUUAAAUUUUAUUAGUUUAGUUAAGUAUUCAGAAGGAAACGAAAUACAUUGGCUGUUGUUGAAACGUAUUUAUCAGGAAGUUAUGGUCACAGACGAUGAGCCAGCGAGAUAUGGUAAACACUGGGAAAAAGUCGGCUUUCAAGGUACUGAUUGUCUUGAUUAGGUUUUCUAUUUUUAGCUGGUCCUGCUAUUUAUUUGGUUUUUUUACUUGUUGUCGCACUUAUGUUUUGCUCACAUGCUCUACAUUAUUUUUAGGUGAGGAUCCUGCAACCGACUUGCGGGGAGCGGGUUUGUUCGGCCUCUGUCAAUUAUUCUAUUUGGUUACCGAAGGCAUUGAUAAGGAGAGAUUGCAACGACUCAAAGACUUCGCAAAUGAAGAAAACAAUGUAAAGAUUCUAUAAUUACCUGUUUUAUCGUUUAGUACAAAAUUCUUUGUUCUUUCUGAUAAUACUAAUCAUCAUUUCCAGGGUUUUCCGCUGGCUGUUGUCGGUAUUAAUUUUACAUUCCUUCUGCUGAAUCGUCUGCGGAAAGGCGGUUUUGAUGGGUAAGAUAACCGAUGUUGAUGUUAUAUUACUUAUUCGGACUUUGUGCACUUGACCUUCUGUUUUCAGACUCAAUUCUGACCCCCUUCCUUACCUUAACCGACUUUAUCGAGCCAGUUUUAUCGAAUUUGAACGAUUCUGGUCGGAGAAAAAACGGUCAAUAGCUGAUUUUGGACAAAUACUGGCUCAAGUCAAGAACGGAAUCAAGAAGCCGAGAAGGUUCUUAGAAACGCGGGAAUAA